Messenger RNA from Anopheles arabiensis, 5352 nucleotides. It is a transcript of the gene SP555, whose product is annotated as SPRY domain-containing SOCS box protein 3. The record is from RefSeq and is a predicted model, not a curated record. Gene Ontology annotation, molecular function: protein binding. NCBI's taxonomy places the organism in Eukaryota, Metazoa, Arthropoda, Insecta, Diptera, Culicidae. The transcript is spliced from 4 exons. Bases 744 to 1910 code for a protein of 388 amino acids. Gene Ontology annotation, cellular component: SCF ubiquitin ligase complex. Gene Ontology annotation, biological process: intracellular signal transduction; proteasome-mediated ubiquitin-dependent protein catabolic process.
CUUUUUUCUUGCAGAGCGACAGCGACCAUCGAACGUAGCGGAGCUCGAUCGUCCCGUGGUCCGCGGUGUGUGUAAUUAAGUGUAAGUGACACUUUCGCAGUGCGUUUCGCGGUUUUUGCAUUAAAACCCAAAGACACUUGCGUGCGUGUGCUUGUGUAAUUUAGUGUGUGUGUGCGCCCGGAAGUGUGUUGUCCCCUUCCCUUCGCUUUCUUCUUCCCUCCCCCCUUCUGUGCAGCGCUAGCACAAAGAGGUGUUUUUUUCCGCCAGCUCCUUUACCCAACCGCGCCCCGCCCACUGCAGAAGAGGGGUGGCGGGGUGACAGCAGCACUCCAUCCUAGCACUCCAACCCCCGGCUCCCUCCUUCGCCCGAAAGUCUCCGCAUGACUUUGAUACUGGUGCUGCUGUUUCUGAAGAACAUUUGCGUGUUUCUGAACAAGCUCGUGCUGCGGUGCUACAACUCCUUCCUGAUACACCCGCACCACCGCCAUCCGGACGGUGGCAAGUACGGCGGCUACGGUGGAGGCGGCGGCGGCGGUCUGGGUGGUGGCGGUGGAGGCGGCCACAGUGGCACGGCAGGGCUCGGGGUACGUCCGCGCCGCACCCGCCGCAACCGGGCGGAACUGAUGUACCAGCGGGACACCGGCGGGCUGGCGUACGGGGACCGAGCGACGCACUACUACAACAACAAUCACUAUUGAGAGAGGGGAGAGAGAGAGAAGGAGCGAUCCGUUCGGUAGGCAUGCAUGAGUGCUAGACCGCCGUCACCGCGUGCGCACCAGAGGGCUAGGGGAGGCGUAGGAGGAGGGGGAGUAGGAGGACGGUUCGGCGGCACGGCUAGAGCAGCGACGGAAGCGUUGGUGGGGACGGUGGCGGGGACAGGCGGUGACGAGGACGAGCUGAUGACGAUCAACGAAAACCGGAAUGUCGGCGGGGUUGGGGGCGGUGGCAUCGGUGGCCUUGGGCCCAGCGAUACCGACCCGAGCGCAAUAUCCGCCUCCAACUCGUCCCUCUCGUCAGCCUCCUCGUCGGAGGCCGGUUCGGUGCACUCCGACGGUGAGCAGCAGCAGCAGCAAUCGUUGCAGCUGCUAGAGGACGACGGGCCAGGGCCGUCCGGGCGGCAUCCGAUGGAUGCGACCAGCUCGUCGUGCUGCCCGGACGGCAGCUACGCGGGGCAGGACCAGGAGCGGCCGCUCGUGAACGGCUGCGAGGACCUGUGGAGCUGGAACAAGCGGGACCGGUCGAAGGAGGUGUGGCUGAGCCGGUCGGACAAUCGGCGCGUCUACUUCCACCCGAACUGGAGCAAGGGGACGGCCGGCAUUCGGGGUACGCGCGUCCUCAACAACGGCCGCUACUACUGGGAAAUCAGCCUAUCGCAGCGCGUCUUCGGCACGAGCAUGAUGUUCGGCAUCGGUACGAAGAAGGCCCGGCUGCACGUGAACAUGUUCACCAACCUGCUCGGCGAGGACCGGAACGGCUGGGGCCUUUCGCACAAGGGUCUGCUGUGGCAUGGAGGCGUCGCACGCAACUACACCAAGCGCUUUAAGGAAAAUCAACCGACCAAGAUUGGGCUCCUGUUUGACGGCAUUGCCGGUACGCUUACGUACUACAAGGAUGACGUCUGUCUCGGCAUUGCCUUCCGUGGGCUGAAUGAGGUCCGAGAGCCACUGUACCCGAUCGUAUGCUCGACCGCGGCCAAGACGGAGAUGCUGCUGUCGGAGACGCGCCGGGACUUUGUGAACCUGCAGGACCGGUGCCGGGCCAUCAUCAUCAAGCACAUUAACACGCGGGAAAAGCUGGACCGGCUGGCGCUGCCGUACUUCAUCAAGAACUAUCUGGCGGAGGCGGUCACGGAGAGCAGUGCGACGGUGACGCCGCUCGAGCUGCAUCUCAUCGAUCAGUAUCUGUACUGAGCGGUAGUGAGAGAGUAGUAUAAUUGAAACACCCGCAGCGUGGGUGAGCUAGUUUAUUGUUGGGUUUGGUAUUACUUUCUGUUUUUUUUCGAUGUAUCCCCAUUACAUACGUUCCUUACGUUAAUCCGGCUAUACCGAACUUAUGCUUAAGUUGUUAAACACUCUACACACGUACCGGGGUUUUUGGUUGCAAAUGGUACACAGUCAUUUUGCUAUGACGCAAGAGGUUCUAGUUAGGCAGCUAAGAUAGAGGGUCCCUUAACCGGAUUUAACGCCCUUUAGUGCGAAUUUAUCGUAUCUCUUUCAUUGCCUUACUCUUUCUUUUAGUAAAGCAUACGAGCCGAGAAGCGAGAGAAGGAACGGGGGCAGAACCAACACGUCGAUCCGUUCCGACGUGACAGCGAGUAACAUUCUAGUCAUUCUAGUCAGUCGGCCACAUGCGGCAGGGGCACAGUAGGUGAAAGUGUAAAAAAAAAAAGCGAAACCUUUACUGCUGCUCGCAUGCUGGCCCUGUACACAUACUAGUCGAAAGAGUGAGAGAGAGGCAAAGAGUCUCGCAUAGGCAAAGCAUUUAGAAGGUGUAGAAGCUUCAGCUGCAAAACUGCACCAAAUCGAACGAAAGCUGGGCUGGAAAGCUAGGUGGAAAAACAGGACAGGGCUCUCUGGUUCGUUCGGUUUGCUACCGUUCUGUACAUAUUUAUUUGGUGCAAGCUCUUGUGGAAAGGAAAGAAGACAGCACGAGCGGGGGCAGUAUAGUAUGAAGGCAAGACGUUGCGGAAGGAAAUGAAAAAAAGGAGAAUGUGGCAAAAUUUAGCAACCCGUUAAAUCGGGAAUUUAGGCAUUUAAGCUUUUCAGUAAAAAGGUACAGAGAUAUUGUGGUGGGGCGUGAGUGUUUGUCUGAGCUGUGUGUGUGUGUGUGUGUCUGGUGUGUGAAGAUGAAUGAUCGAAGGGGCGAGAACGCGUGAUUAAGUAUGUGUGUAUGAGGAAUUAAUGUUUCGAAAUUGGUGUGUGUGUUUUUUAAAAAAUAUUUUAACCUCUUUUCUGUGAGGAAUUAUUUUGUGUGAUUUUGUGAUGUGAUACGUAUUAUGUACUGGCUAGUCAUAAAAAGUCUUCAUUUGUGUAUUUAUGUCUUUAUGUGUAUUUUUAAAAUAUUUUUUUAUGUCUAUUUUUGUACCUGCAAAGACCACGGUUGGUGCUGUUAUUAAGUUCGUUCUAGUUUCCUAAUGUAAAUUUAACAUUUUUGAAUUUUAAACAUUAUCAUUUACAUUUUCCAAAAAACACAACCAAAGUGUGAAUGUGGAUCGAUCAAAAUUGUGCGACUGCGAAAAGAAGAUAAAAUUCGGUAACAAUUUUGUCGCGGAUAAACGAGCGUAAGGUAGUGGAAUAGUAGAAGAAGAAACCAAAAAAAAAACCAUGAAAACAAAACCAAAACCAAAAAAAUAAGAAAAGAAGGACUGCUUUUACGUUGAUGAUUAUGAUCUUCUGUUUCAAAAUUUAAGAAAAAAAUCGGGCCACGUUCGGGCUGGCGGCGAAGGCGAACGUCUCGCGGCGCCACCAUGCCACGAUCGUCCCAACGGAGCACAAAUGUAAACUAUGAAUUUUUGGAAUUUUAGCGAUAGGGCAAAUGCAAAUAGUAGGGCACACAGGAGAAAUCGAAAGCCUGUGUAAGAAACCAAGCAGAAAAUCACACUAAUAACACUCACACUCGAGGAGUGUACUUUACAUUCUGGCGUUUAGAGGUUAGGCAAAAUUAUGUAAGUGGUGUAGUGUAAGAGGAAGCAGCCGUGGAUUUGGAACAGGCACCGACAACCCCUCCGACAACUGUUUCUUGGCCACUGGUGCCAGCAGUGCAGUGGGGCGUGUCCACGUGCUUUCCAUCCACGCGGCUCUGCUAGUCCGUUAGUCUGAUGAUAGCAGGAGCACCCGAGCGCUCUCUAGCGUGUUUCUUUGGCAACUGGAUUUUUAGGCGCAACCAAAUUGUACCACUACCGCCGUAAUGUCCGCUGUACCGAAUUAAUUGGCUGUUUUCUUGUUUUUUGGCAUAACGUGUGCGUGAUCUUGUGUGUGCGUAUGUGUGUGUGUCUGUGUGCGCGUGUGUGCAUGCUUUGUAUGAAGAAGAAGAAGAAAAAAAAGAAUUAUAGAUUUGCUACUACGUUUUUGAAGGAAUUAAGUAAAUAAUUGAAACAAAAAAAAAUAACAGCAUUAUUGUGGAGGUUACCUUUAGGUUAGGAAGGGGUUUUGAGGAGGUUUUAUACUUUCUUCCCUUGCUCUGCUUGCUUUUCUCAGUGAAACGCAACGGGAUCAUUCCAACGGCAAACUCAAUCCAUUCCCGAUAAAAUAAGAAACAGAAUCAAUAUGCUUUCUGUCAUACCCUCAUACAACCAUUAAACCAGGCUAAAUGCAGCGAAAGCAUGCUGAUUUGUUUCCCACCUCCUCUGGGAAUGUACUGAGUUGAUCUCUGAAAGCGCACACUUAGUAGAAUUAUUUAACAGUAACGUUAGACACUAAUUUGUCUGAACUUCUGGCUUUGUGACGGUGGAAAGUGGAGUGUAUGCGCGGGAGUAAUAUUUUAAAUUAUUGAAUUUUAUCUUAAAAACCCAAAAAAAAAACAACAACUCUUACCAAUAAGCGCAUUCUAUUCGGAUUCACAACACAAUUGUACAGUGUAUCGAGAGCGGACAGUGGUGAAGACGCACCAUUGUGUCUAGUGGGGUGCCAUCAAGUGCAUACACGAAUUCCAUGUCUAUUUGAUGUAUAAAAGAAGAUGUUUCCCACCCCUAACAGUGUGGUGUUAUGCUCCUUUCCAUAACAUAACACUCCAUAACACUCCUUUCCAUUUCCCCAACGGUUAAAUGGCGGGAAAGGGGUUAGCAAAAUUCGCAUCCCUUCCGGAGGCUUUUGCGAGAAAACGCAAGCAUUUCGGUCCCGGUAUCACGUAUACACUCCUCCUUGCUUCAUUCCCAUCCCUCCGUGAUGUGACUGAGGCUUCAGUUUUCCCCGCGCGGCUCUUUGGGAGUAAUUUUGUGCGCCCUUUUCCCCCCAUCCUUAAAUCGAUAGGCCAUCGAAAGUGCAAUAGCGCGUGGACGACGACAACAACGGCAACGAACGGGCUGCCGACCUAGCACUUACUAUUGGAGUGUGACAAACAUAACUACUUACUAUAGAAAUUCACAACUAUGGUGGCCACGCUAUAGUAACCGGCUCCGUUGCCGUAUGAAGCGGACAUAUAAUGGGUAGGGUUGAGGUUGGCCAACUUCAGAGAUUCAUUCCACAAAUACAACACAAAACAACACAAAACAACACAAACACACAAACAGGCGGGCAUUAGGUUAGGAAAUGUUUCAUUCUCCUUCCGCAUGUUCGCUGGGCUUUGGUGCCGGCUAAUAGAAACGUUGAUGUGUGAAAGUUUGUAGCCGAUGCAAAUUAAAUUAAAAAAAAAAAA